This is a messenger RNA of Mus caroli (Ryukyu mouse), 1653 nucleotides long. It is a transcript of the gene Fam81b, whose product is annotated as family with sequence similarity 81 member B. Lineage: Eukaryota; Metazoa; Chordata; Mammalia; Rodentia; Muridae. The record is from RefSeq and is a predicted model, not a curated record.
UCCUUAGUAUUUUGGCUUUUUAAGAAGGAAAGCUUAAACAACCUCCAGAACAUAUUUCUGUUCUCUUUCAAAAAUAAAAUGCAACUCAACAAAAAGUACUAAUAAUAAAGCUGGGAGAUCAACUUCAUGACUUCAGAAACAGAUGUAAACACAAGUGCCUCUCUGCCUGCCGAAGAACAGCCUGAUCCACCUGAUGGCCCCCUUCCUGGCUCAGUCAGUGACCAAGAAAAGAAAGUAAGAUUAUCUCCAGUCAAAAUGUCAACUAAGAACGCUACAGAUAUAGUUGAAUAUGUUGACAAGGGCUGCCCCUUUCUUCCUGCCAUGCCAAGCAACCAAACAAGUCAGCUAGAAGACAGGCUGAGUAACCAGGAGCGCACCGUAGCCUUCCUCCUUGAACAGGCCUUCCGAAUCAAGGAGGACAUCUCUGCUUGCCUCCAUGGAAGCCAGGGUUUUCGAAAAGAAGAAUCUCUUGCCAGGAAGUUACUAGAAAGCCACAUACAGACCAUCACCAGCAUCGUCAAGAAACUCAACCAAAACAUUGAGCUCCUGGAAGACCAAAUAAGAAUCCGAGACCAGGUGGCCACAGGAACUAACUUUGCAGUGCAGGAUCUAAACAUCAAACACAUACAAGGAGUUGGAGACCUUCGGGGAAGAGUAGCCAGAUGUGAUUCAAGCAUUGUGAAGCUGUCCGGAGACAUCCAGUUCAUCAGGCAUGAGUGCCGACAGAUGGAGAAAUCAGUUCAAGAACUUGCUUCUUCCCUAGAAACCAUUUCCAAGAACUUGGAUGUGAAGGUAAUGCAGCUUUUAGGAAAGAUAGAGGCAUCUGCCUCUGAGCACACCUCAAAUUUAAAGAUGGUUCGAGGAGAUUAUCAUCAUGAAAUAAACCUCUUAGAAUUCAAAUUUAACUCACUUUCUACAAAUAUAUAUGAAGAAGUUGAAACCAAUCAAAAAUGGACCGAAAACCAGUUUAUCAAGUACAGAAAAGACCACCUGAGCCACAUGAAUGAGUGUCUGAAGGUUGUGCAGGAAAAGCUGGAAAAAUCUGAGAAUAAGAUGGAAGAAAAAAUGCUGCAACUUUCAAGCAAGUUGGAGAAUUUUAUGAACUCCCAGAAACAGGAGGCAGAAGUAAACAAAGUGAAGGCCAUAGAAAAUAAAGUGUCCAAGAAAAUGAGCCAAAUAGAGAAGCGGAUCUGGGGGGAACUAGAGAAAAUGCAAAAUGACUAUCAAUCAGGAUUUAAAUCAAUCCACGACUCCCUCAAUUCUCUCCAACAAAUACAGAAAACAAAAAUGGAUUUAGAGAAACAUAAAGUACAGAAAGACCUAAAGAAAUUACAACGUAAAAUAGUGGAACUUCAAGAAGUGUAACUUUGAAGACACUGUCUUUUCCAGCAGCUGGUGCAAGGGUUUGUUGGGAAAAGUUGUGAAUAAGAAAGUGAAUAUCUUUAGGAUGUUACUUCUGGUAUUUCUUAUCACCUCUAAAAGAAAUCAACAUUCCAGGGGGAAAAGACACAAUAAAGCAAAAAGCUUCAUGAUGCCUUUAAUUUCUUAAUGAAAAAUUAAGAAAUUUGUUUUCAUGCAUGCAUAGUUAUAUUUUUAUUUUCCUACAAGUAAGAAAAGCAAAAUUUGUAUCAUGUACCUGAUGAAUAAAGUAAG